CCGGCCGGCCGCCGCUCGGCCCCGCCGCGCUCGCAGAGGCCGCCAUGCGGCCCGCGCGCUGGCUCGCGCUGGGCAGCCUCCUCGCCCUGGCGGUGCUGCUGGAAGGCCGGCUGGUGGGCGAGGAGGAAGCCGGCUUCGGCGAAUGCGACCGCUUCUUCUAUGCCGGGACCCCGCCGGCGGGGCUGGCGGCCGAGGCCCACGUGAAGAUCUGUCAGCGCUCCGAAGGCGCGGAGCGCUUCGCCACCCUGUACAGCAGCCGGGACCGCAUCCCCGUGUACUCGGCGUUCCGCGCGGCGCGCCCCGCGGCUGGCGGCGCCGAGCCCCGCUGGCUGGUGGAGCCGCAGAUUGACGAUCCCACCAGCAACCUGGAGGAGGUGACUGAUGAGGCUGAUGCCAUCGCCUCCGUGAACAACCUGGGAAGCAAGCAAGCCCUGAGUGCAGAUUACGUGGAUUCUGAUUACCAAAGAGGACAGCUGUACCCGUUCUCGCUUGGCAGUGAUUUACACGUGGCUACUUUCGCUCUCACGAAUGCAGCUCCGAUGACCCCAUCCUUCCGGGAGCGGUGGUACAUGAAUGUCAACAGCCUAAUGGACCGCGCCCUGAGCCCUCAGUGUGGCAGUGGGGAAGACCUGUAUAUCCUCACGGGCGCUGUGCCCUCAGACCGCAGAGUGCAUGGCAAAGUGUCCAUCCCUGCGUUUGUUUGGCUGGCGGCCUGUUGUGCUGUCCCUGGCAGCGGCUGGGCCAUGGGUUUUGUCAAGCAUACCCGGGACGGUGACGUCAUAGAAGACGUGAUGGUGAAAGAAUUGGAGAAACUGCUUCCGUUUAACCCUCAGCUGUUCCGGGACAACUGCGGUGAAACCGAGCAAGACACGGAGAGAAUGAAAAAAAUCCUGGAAAUGGUUAACCAGGUUCAGGACGAAGAGCGGACGGUGCAAUCGGAAGAGGGUGCUAGUGCCCUCCCUAGCGCAAAGAGCGAGAGAUCUGCUCUGCUGCCCCCAGAGGCAUCUGAGGAGAGGAGUAGCUUUUUGGGCAAGUUUAUGGGCCUGCUCGCGACCCCCAUCAUCAGGCUUUUCCAGUUACUUUAUUAUCUUGCCGUGGGCAUCCUGAAGAACAUGAUGUACUUUCUGUGGUUUGUUACCAAGCAAGUGAUUAAUGGCAUAGAAAGUGGCCUUUACCGCCUGGGUUCAGCCACCGUCUCCUACUUCUUGGCCAUUGGGGAAGAGCUGGCAAGCAUUCCCUGGAAGGUACUCAAAGUCAUGGUCAAAAUCAUCAGGGCCAUUCUCCGGAUCCUUUGUUGUCUGCUGAAGGCCGUUUGCCGCGUUCUGGGCAUUCCUGUCCGAGUCCUUGUGGAUGUGGCCACGUUCCCUGUGCACACCAUCGCUGCGGUUCCGAUUGUGUGCAAGGACAUAGCAGUGGGACUUGGUGGCACCAUCUCUUUGCUCUUUGACGCUGCUGUUGGUACUAUGGGUGGCCUAUUUCAGGUUCUUUUUAGUAUCUGCAAGAGGAUUGGCUAUAAGGUUACUUUUGACAAUUCUGGGGAGUUCUAGAACGCAAAAGACCUAGUAGUGUCCAGUUACAGUGAAUUUGAUUUUUUUUUUUUUUUAAUAGAGAAAGCUGGAAUAUUUUGUCUUUGCAAUGGGUUUCUGUUCACUGUCAAUUACCACUAUAUUUUGGCCUUGGGUAGGGGUAUCUGCAUGUUUUUGCAAAGGAAGAUGGUAUAAUUUAGAACUGACCUAAGAGAAAGGUUGAGGGUGGGAUUAUGUAUAGGACAAGCAUUAGAAUCCUUAUUCAUCCUGCUACACAUGGACCACCCGAGAUUCUCUGGUGUUCAUUUGUGAUAACUAAGAAUUACAGAGAAGGGAAGAAUUAGAAGGCAACUGCAAUCCAAAGAAUUUUGAAGCAAAUGAGAAAGGAAUCUUGUUUCUGUUAUUCUCUGAGACUUAAGGCCGAACCGAUAUAGAUGAUAUUGAUUUCAUUU
Molecule: messenger RNA, 1978 nt
Organism: Hyaena hyaena (striped hyena)
Lineage: Eukaryota; Metazoa; Chordata; Mammalia; Carnivora; Hyaenidae
Gene: ENDOD1
Product: endonuclease domain containing 1
Exons: 2
Coding region: 45-1547 (500 amino acids)
Molecular function (GO): metal ion binding; nucleic acid binding; hydrolase activity
Source: RefSeq, a predicted model, not a curated record